AUGGCGAGUCUUGUGGGGCAGAAGGCGCCAGAUUUCACCUGCGAGGCGGUGAUGCCGAACGGUGAAUUCGACACAGUAUCACUGCGGUGCUUUGAGGGGAAGAAAUAUGUGUUGUUGUUUUUCUAUCCUUUUGACUUCACCUUUGUUUGCCCUUCAGAAAUCGUUGCAUUCAGCAAAGCAGUGAAAGAUUUCGAAGCGAGAAACGUACAAGUCCUGGGUUGUUCUAUUGACUCGAAAUUCACACACCACGCCUGGCGCUCUCAGGACCUCAAAAACGGCGGCAUUGGCCCCGUAGAAAUUCCUCUUCUUGCAGAUGUUAAGAAGGAGCUCGCCAAGGCCUACGGUGUUCUUCUCCCCGACGGCAUGGCGCUGAGGGGCCUCUUCCUCAUCGACAAAAACGGCAUCAUUCAACAUGCGCUCGUCAACAGCCUCGCCAUCGGCAGAUCUGUGCCUGAAGCGCUCCGCGUUGUCGAUGCUCUGCAGCACCACGAACAAUACGGAGAUGUCUGCCCAGCCAACUGGCAAAAGGGAGAUAAAGCGAUGCGGCCAUCGGCAGCAGGUGUUGCUGAAUACCUUGGCUCCCUCCACUAA
This is a messenger RNA of Eimeria mitis, 591 nucleotides long. RefSeq names its product peroxiredoxin, putative. Gene Ontology annotation, cellular component: cytosol. The record is from RefSeq and is a predicted model, not a curated record. Gene Ontology annotation, molecular function: thioredoxin peroxidase activity. The coding region runs from base 1 to 591 and encodes 196 amino acids. The transcript has a single exon. Gene Ontology annotation, biological process: cellular response to stress; hydrogen peroxide catabolic process; cell redox homeostasis. NCBI's taxonomy places the organism in Eukaryota, Apicomplexa, Conoidasida, Eucoccidiorida, Eimeriidae.